AUGUCUCGUGCAAUUCUCGUUACUGGCGCAACCGGUAAACAAGGUGGCGCUGUUGUCGAUGCCUUGCUAAAACGCAAGUCGUCAGACUUUCUGAUCCUCGCAGUCACGCGAAAUAUCCAAUCCGCCUCUGCAAAACGUCUCGCAGCCAAGUCUUCGUCUAUCAAACUUAUCGAGGGUAAUCUCGACGCGGCUCAGACCCUCUUCGCUUCUGCCAAGGCAUCCGCUGGGACGAUACCACUCUGGGGUGUGUUUUCCAUCCAGGCAAUGAGUCCGGGGAAGACGAGUAGUGAGAUCCACCAAGGCAAGGCGAUAAUUGACGAAUCUAUCAAGGCUGGAGUUCAGCAUUUCGUCUAUACUAGUGUCGAACGCGGCGGUGACGAGCGAUCAUGGGGUAAUCCUACUAAUGUCCCACAUUUUAUCACCAAAUACCAUAUUGAGCAUCACUUACGGGACUCUACUACGAAUAACAAAAGCCCCAUGGGUUGGACAAUUCUGCGACCCGUCAUCUUCAUGGAUAACCUCGCACCAGGUUUCUUCGGCAAGGUCUUUCUCACGAUGAUUCGCGACGUCAUGGGGGAGAAGCCGCUGCAGUGGAUAGCGACCAAGGAUAUCGGCUUCUUCGCAGCUGAAGCUUUCCAUAACUCGGCUACUUGGAACAAGAAGGCUAUAGGGCUGGCAGGCGACGAACUCACAUUCUCACAAUUGAGCGGGGUAUUCGAGAGCGCGACGGGCGCGACUGUUGGGACGACUUAUGGGCUGUUCGGCAAAGCACUCAAACACGGAGUAAAGGAGCUAGGAAUCAUGGUGGAGUGGUUCAAUCAAGAAGGGUACAACGCCAACAUUGCAGAGGUCAGGAAAAUUCAUCCAGGUGUAACAACAAUGAAACAAUGGCUCUCCGAAAGUGCAUUUGCAGAGAGAAAAUAA
Messenger RNA from Fusarium redolens, 924 nucleotides. RefSeq names its product nucleoside-diphosphate-sugar epimerase family protein. The transcript has a single exon. Bases 1 to 924 code for a protein of 307 amino acids. Lineage: Eukaryota; Fungi; Ascomycota; Sordariomycetes; Hypocreales; Nectriaceae. The record is from RefSeq and is a predicted model, not a curated record.